UGGGGUUUCUCUGCUUUAUUUAACAACAAGAAUUGCUAUGAAUUUUGCAGCACAAUUUCUCUACUCCAAGGUUUUAAAGAACAGAACUCCCAGGGAAUACUCCUCAGAAGAUGAAGACUAUGAUCCUUUCUGGCAAAGGUUGGAGAAUCUUGCUGUGUGACCUAGAACUAGAGUGCUCCUUUCUCCCCCCUAGGAGUGAUGGACAGUCCUGGGUUUGCACCCAGGGCCAGAGCAAUUGGCAUCACUUCCCCUGGAUCCCUUCUGCCUCCUUAUGGUGCUGUAGUUGGAGUUUUGCUUCAUCUCUUUGUUUAUUUUGUCACUGUGCUUUAUAGUUAUGCGGGGAAGCUCUUCUCAAAAAAUGAUGACAGUAAAGUGAAGAAACAAGAUAUCCGAACCCCUCAUGACAUUCAUCAUUGUAAGGACAGGCCUAUUAGAAAUGGCAACAUCGGGCAGCGACCAUUGUCCAUUAACCCUGAGAGACUGAAAGAUUUUGGGGAAGAGGACUACUUGAAUGGGGAUGUGAAGACUUGGGAAAUGAAGAUUGUGAGCCGGAGUGAGGAAUUACUUGGAGAUGCCCUUGACCCAGUUUCUCACUCAAAGAGCAAGACCUAUAAUAAGCUAAUUCGAUUUGAAGAUAUAAGUGCAGCAGCUUUCAAAAUCCAAUGUGGUGUUCAGAAAACCCCCUGCAUGUAUUCUAGGCUUUCAAAGCAGUAUGGAAUGGACAUCUACCUAAAGAAAGAGUUCCUCCAGUACACAGGAUCUGUAAAGGAACGGGGUGUCCUCUACCUUCUGUCAUCACUACCACAGGAUCAGCAGAGAAAUGGUGUGAUCGUGGCCUCCGACAGUAACUUUUGUAUGGCAGUUGCAUACCAUGCUUCAGAACUCCACAUUCCAGUGUUUGUCAUCAUGUCUACCAGCACCUCUCUAGCCAGAGUGAAAAUGUGCCGUGAUUAUGGUGCCAUGGUUAUUUCCUAUGGCACUACAGCCAAGGAUUCCCAGAUGCAUGCAAGAAGGCUGGCACAAGAGAAUGGCUAUUUGUACCUUGAAGAGGAGGACAGUGCUAUUUACCUUGCAGGGCUGGGUACCCUGGGUCUGGAGAUUUAUGAGCAGGUGCCAAAGCUGGAUGCGGUGAUUUUCCCUGCCGGAGGCCAUUGUGGUUUGCUGGCAGGAUCAGCUGCUGCACUCAAACACCUGAACCCACACAUUUCUGUGAUUGGUGUUGAAUCUGAGAGUUUCCCUAUACUACAACAGUCAUUAAGGACAGGCCAACCUGUCAAAGACCAGGCCUGCAGCAAUCAUCAGUUUUAUGGAGAUGUGAGUGGGCCUUGCUUUGGCACCAAUUCUUUCCAGUUGACAGGAAAACUUGUAGACAAAGUUGUUACUGUGAGGGAGGAGGACAUUCUCAUUGCCAUACUGAGGCUGCUAGAAUAUGAGCGAGCCACAAUUGAUGCAGAAGGGGCCAUUGGACUUGCGGCUUUAGUUGCAGGGAAGCUGCCAGAAUUAAAGAGUAAAAGAGUGGCAAUUGCUGUAUGCAGUGGCAACCUGGAAUUGCCUUUGAUGCGACAGUGCAUAGAUCGUGCCCUGACCCUGGACAACAGAAUGUGCAAAUUUUCCCUUCUGCUCUCUGACUGCCCAGGGGAUAUUACAAAGUUACUGGAGAUGUUGGCUCGGGAAGACGUGAGGGUGUUGGACAUUAAGCAAGAACAUAUGUUUGUGACAUCUGAUCUCUUCACUAAUGAGGUCACCUGCAUUGGAGAGACUAGAGACAAAAUCCAUACAGUACAACUAAGAAAUGCUCUCUUGGAUCGCUACCCGGAGAUGAAGUGGACAGAACGGUGAUCAGCAAAGCACUGUGGAAAGUGCUACGGUCUUUUAACAAGCACUUUAUAGAGAAUUGAAACUUGAGGCAAUAACAAAUAUUACCUUUCAGAACUAAACAGUUAGCAAAUAGCUGCAGGAUUGAUUGAUUGAUUGAUCUAUUUCGGUGCUCAGAAUACAAUGGCUCAAAUCAUUAGAUUAGCUAUGGGAAAGCUUCAUAGUUCCUGCUUGAGUUGGAAUUCAAGAAUAAGUUAUGAAAUGGCUGUUUGGUUUUUCACUGGCAUGUAGACCCCUGUGGUAAGUAGAAAGAAAGAGGGCAUUUUUCUUGAGAUCUUAUUAUAGUUUUCUCAUCCUCCUUCUUUUAAUACCCUCAGUUUUCAUGUGUGUUGUGUCCUCCUUUGCUGGCAUGCUCGCUUUACAUUUUCCAAGCCAGAAACAGCACCUCAUCUGCUGAGUCUGCCUUUAUAAUUACAUAUCUACAUUUAUGUCAGCACAACAUCUUCACUUUCAGGCAAGGAAAAAUAUGGUUAAUGAAGCACACUAGAUAAAAAAAUACAUCUUGGAAAGGAAAAGCCAAUGUUGAAUUUUUUCCUAUGGGAAGAUUAUAAUGUUUAUAGAAAUAUGGCUUCCAGAAAUGUUGCAAUUAUAAAAAACUUAUUUUAAUGUUAUUAAUCCUCAUGUUUAUCAAACAAAUGUAAAUGUUUUUCUUCCCCACCCUUUGGAAACUCACCAGUACAAGCCACAUAUAAAAUAGAUAUUUCACUUUUAGAGAGGGUCUUCACCUUCACUGAAUUUUGUAAUCAGAAGUCAGGUUAAUCUUAGCUUGCCCAAAACAAAGCAAUGUUAGAAAUAAUAUAUAUGUUCAAAUAUGGCUAGUUAAUAAGCAAAUAGAGCUAUAGAAGAAGAGGAAGCAUGAAUCUUAAGAAACUGCUAAUGCAAUUCAGAAGGAGCAUAUUGACUUGAAUGUCCCUGAGAACCAAUAAUUGCACUGUAAGCAGAGACCUAUUAAUAAGUUAACACUAUAGGGUAGGGAAAGACCUUGGCAAAAGCUUGGGCCCAUUGCUGAGUCUUAAGUAGCCCAGUUGCCUGUGUAGUUGGAUGAGAUUCAAUUUUAGGUCAGGUAUAAUGGAUUCAAUAAAAUCACUCUAAUGGCCAGAUUUCAACAGGACUGACCCAAGAUUUGAAUGGGGGUACUUCAAUUAAUUCUGCCUCUGGAUCCUCAAACUGAUGAGUAAGUACGUAAAACAGAGAUGUGUCUUCAAGUGUGCUAUACCUACUGAAAUGAAUGGGAUUCUUCAGUAGGACUUCAAGUAAUUAGAGCUCCCUAGUGCAGGAUUUGGGUUCCCUUAUUAGGCAUCCAUGUAACUGGACUUCAGAUUCAUGUUUCCUAUGACUGUGGAAGAAGAUUGGAUUAAAAGCCUGUAAUGACCUUAAAUAAUUCCAAAUUACUAUUAAAAU
Molecule: messenger RNA, 3276 nt
Organism: Alligator sinensis (Chinese alligator)
Lineage: Eukaryota; Metazoa; Chordata; Crocodylia; Alligatoridae
Product: L-threonine ammonia-lyase-like
Exons: 12
Coding region: 199-1839 (546 amino acids)
Biological process (GO): L-threonine catabolic process; L-serine catabolic process
Molecular function (GO): threonine deaminase activity; L-serine ammonia-lyase activity
Source: RefSeq, a predicted model, not a curated record